Eruca vesicaria subsp. sativa (arugula) is the source of this 486-nucleotide messenger RNA. The record is from the annotation of a GenBank genome assembly. Lineage: Eukaryota; Viridiplantae; Streptophyta; Magnoliopsida; Brassicales; Brassicaceae.
AUGAACCCUUCAUCCAACGACACACAAGUCCCAAACCAUGGCAAACCCAAACGUUGGUCGACUGAUCUAUGCGAAUGUUGGAUGGACAUAAACUCAUGUUGCUUAACGUGUUGGUGUCCAUGUGUUGCAUUCGGACGCAUCGCAGAGAUUGUAGACAGAGGAGGAUCAUCUUGUGGUGUGAGUGGAGCGAUGUACAUGAUCAUAUUCAUGCUUACUGGAUACGCAGGGAGCAGUCUCUACUCUUGCUUUUACCGAACCAAACUUCGAGGCCAAUACAAUCUCAAGGAGAGACCUUGUUGUGAUUGUUGCGUUCAUUUUUGCUGCGAGCCGUGUGCUCUUUGUCAAGAGUAUAGGCAACUUGAACACAAACGUGCCUUCGACUUGUCUAUUGGGUGGCAUGGGAACAUGGAACGUCAGGCACGGAUGGCUAUGUCUGCUUCUGCGGUUCCUCCAUCGGUUCAAGCGCCCAUGUCUAGGUUAAAUUAG